Messenger RNA from Tarenaya hassleriana, 1509 nucleotides. Its product is annotated as TOM1-like protein 2. Gene Ontology annotation, biological process: protein transport to vacuole involved in ubiquitin-dependent protein catabolic process via the multivesicular body sorting pathway. NCBI's taxonomy places the organism in Eukaryota, Viridiplantae, Streptophyta, Magnoliopsida, Brassicales, Cleomaceae. Gene Ontology annotation, molecular function: phosphatidylinositol binding; ubiquitin binding. The record is from RefSeq and is a predicted model, not a curated record. The transcript is spliced from 3 exons. Bases 1 to 1215 code for a protein of 404 amino acids.
AUGAGUGACAAUCUUAUGGAAAAAGUUAGCGCCUUUGGCGAGCGUCUCAAGAUUGGAGGCACUGAAAUGAGCAAGAAGGUGAGUGCCGGUGUUAGCUCGAUGAGCUUCAAAGUGAAGGAACUCUUUCAAGGUCCAAACCCAGCCGAUAAAAUAGUUGAGGAUGCGACCUCGGAGAAUCUAGAGGAACCCGACUGGGCUAUGAACUUGGAAAUAUGUGAUAUGAUCAAUCAAGAAAAGAUUAAUAGUGUUGAUUUGAUCCGUGGAAUAAAGAAAAGGAUGAUGAUGAAGCAGCCAAGAACUCAGUACCUUUCCCUGGUGUUGCUCGAGACGUGUGUUAAGAACUGCGAGAAGGCAUUCUCGGAAGUGGCAGCUGAAAGAGUUCUUGAUGAAAUGGUUAAGUUGAUAGAUGAUCCUCAAACAGUUGUCAAUAACCGGAACAAAGCUUUGAUGCUGAUUGAAGCUUGGGGGGAGUCGACCAGUGAACUCCGCUAUUUACCAGUUUUCGAAGAAACUUACAAGAGCUUAAGAUCAAGAGGUUCCCAUUUUCCUGGACGUGACAAUGAGAGCUUGGUUCCUAUUUUUACCCCUCCUCGCUCAGCUUCAGCCCCGGAAGUGGAUGCUAAUGUCCCUCAGCAUGUGCAUUAUGAUGUUCCUCCUGUACAAAGCUUUACUGCUGAGCAGACAAAGGAAGCAUUUGAUGUAGCAAGGAACAGCAUCGAGCUUCUUUCCACAGUUUUGUCCUCUUCUCCUCAACAUGAUGCUUUACAGGAUGACUUGACAAUGACACUCGUACAGCAAUGUCAUCAGUCCCAAACCACCGUUCAAAGAAUCAUCGAGACAGCUGGAGACAACGAAGCACUUCUGUUCGAAGCCUUGAACGUGAACGAUGAGCUCCAGAAAACGCUGUCCAAGUACGAAGAGAUGAAGAAGCCCUCAGCACCUCUAACCGCUCCUGAACCAGCCAUGAUUCCUGUAGUUGUUGAGCCUGACUCCCCGAUUCAGGCCAAAGAAGAGUCUUUGGUCCGAAAACCCUCAGGUUCCCGAGGUGGGACACGCGAAAGUAAUGCUGAUGACAUGAUGGAUGACCUCGACGAGAUGAUAUUCGGCAAGAAAGGCAGUAGUGGGGGUUCCCCGUUUGAUGCCGCUUCUUUUGGGCAGGACAGGAAGAAGCAGCAAUCGUCUAAAGACCAUGAUGAUGAUCUCAUCCGCUUCUAAGAUACAUUUUCCGACGAAUUUCCGGGGAAGAGGAUGAACAGAUGAAGGCUGUUUUUAUGAUUUAUCAUCUGACUGAAUGAAAAAAAUCGGUGGUUUUAUGGGCAUUUUCUGUAAGUAAUAGGCUUCCCGGAUUUGGUUAUGAGAUGGGUUAUGAAGAAACUAGAUGCUAUCAAAGAGUUAUGUCUUUUACCAUAUAAUCUGUGUUCAUUUGGUUACUAGUUAUCCAUAGUUUUUAUCAUUGGUAUAAUUUUGUCUCACCAUUGCUAAUUUGUGAUUUUUCUCAAUUGCAAUUGA